This is a messenger RNA of Polistes canadensis, 894 nucleotides long. RefSeq names its product enhancer of split mgamma protein-like. Gene Ontology annotation, molecular function: protein dimerization activity; DNA-binding transcription factor activity, RNA polymerase II-specific; RNA polymerase II cis-regulatory region sequence-specific DNA binding. The transcript has 4 exons. Gene Ontology annotation, biological process: regulation of neurogenesis; regulation of transcription by RNA polymerase II; anterior/posterior pattern specification. NCBI's taxonomy places the organism in Eukaryota, Metazoa, Arthropoda, Insecta, Hymenoptera, Vespidae. The coding region runs from base 1 to 894 and encodes 297 amino acids. The record is from RefSeq and is a predicted model, not a curated record. Gene Ontology annotation, cellular component: nucleus.
AUGAUGUCGUACGAUUGUCCGCAUCCAGUUUCGAGAACGUAUCGAUACAAAAAGAUAACGAAACCACUAUUGGAACGAAAAAGACGAGCACGUAUAAAUCAAUGUCUCGACGAACUGAAAGAUCUCAUGGUGGAUGCACACGAAACGGAAGGUGAAAAUAUCAGUAAAUUGGAAAAGGCAGAAAUUUUAGAAUUGACGGUACGACAUUUGCAAAGAUCACAAGCUGCUCGUGCCGCCGGUUUGUUUCCUGGUAUUUCAACAACGUCAACGGCAACGUUAACAACAACAACUAUAACAACAACAACAACAACAACAGCAUCAACAACUACAACAACAAGAAUGACGACGAUAAUAAACGACGAAACUACUGCCGAAAGCCGAUGGCAAUCUGGUUUUGGACAUUGCGCUACGGAAGCUUGCAGAUUUUUAGCUGCACUACCUGGCAAAGCAGCAGAAAACUUGGCAAGGCAUCUAGCCGUAGGUCUUCAAAAUAAUUCCAAGAUCAACUCGUUAAACAUCAAUCCUAAUCUUUCAACGACGUUAAUCGAUCUGGAUCAUAGUACUUUGAUCUCUUGUCCUUGUCCGAUCAGUCCAAUUUCUCCAACCGAUAUGAAUAUUCCAAUUUCUGUUAAUAAAAUGGAUCAAUCAAUCGAUGUUAAAACAGGUACUUUUAAAAGUACUUCUAAUUUAAUAGAAACAACGAUAGGCUCGUUGGAAGAUUGUAAAAGAUAUCACGAUAACGAUCAGAUUAAAUUAGCAUUGAUUAAAGAAAAUCGUAAAAAUUCAAUGGUCAAACGUAAAACAAUCAAUCCGCAAAGAAUGAAUAUGGAAGAAGAAGAGGAAAUUGACGUUGAACGGGUGGAUGAUGAUGAUCUCAUGUGGAGACCAUGGUAG